UGUCGAUGGACAGCCGUUUCUUUUCCUUAAUCGGAUUACCAUGGGGAAUCCGCUAGAAAAUAAAAGGUGGGUAAGCAGCACGAAGCGCACCUAAAUUUCUCCAUAAAACGAGGUCAGUAUGAGAUAUCCGUUAACUGAUCAGUCGAGUGUCGAACGUUCGACGAGGAAUACUAUCGUGCGAAGAGAUGUCCUCUCACAGCGACUGAGGCCCCGCCGUCAAGGACAAGAAAUGAGGACCCUCUGCUGGUUGCUAUUGCUCGUCUUCCUUUGCAUACAAACUUCUGCGCAACGAAUUAACGAGACACCCAUUAAUUCGGAAGAAAAGUCGGAAAUAUCCGUGAAUAAUGGCACUCGACAUGCGAAGGACGAAUACUCGAAGAGGAACAAGGAGGCCUGGAACAUGAAGAAGUUACAGGAAUUGCUGAGGCAAGCUACGAAUUCUACCUCGAACACGACUAGUCAGGUGACUGUUACGAGGCAAGGUCCCUGCCAAUGCGGAGGAGGUGCUUGUGGUUGUUGCUCCAGAAUUUUGUUCGAUACCUGGAAGCAGAAGGCGUGCGUGAACGUGACGUAUGAUCCGGAUGAGUUUAGCUUCACCGCGAGGAUUAUGAUGAACGACAGGAUUUUGUACACGCGAACUGUAUCUGCUGGUGAAAAUAUUGAUGAUACGAAAGAAGUUGGAGCUCCAUUAAGUUCACAAUUGAAUAAUUUAUUGUUUAUUAAUAAUUAG
Molecule: messenger RNA, 730 nt
Organism: Eufriesea mexicana
Lineage: Eukaryota; Metazoa; Arthropoda; Insecta; Hymenoptera; Apidae
Exons: 2
Coding region: 119-730 (203 amino acids)
Source: RefSeq, a predicted model, not a curated record